This is a messenger RNA of Mycotypha africana, 447 nucleotides long. RefSeq lists its product as uncharacterized. The record is from RefSeq and is a predicted model, not a curated record. Bases 1 to 447 code for a protein of 148 amino acids. Lineage: Eukaryota; Fungi; Mucoromycota; Mucoromycetes; Mucorales; Mycotyphaceae. The transcript is spliced from 3 exons.
AUGAAGGUUGCUGCCAUUUUCAUCCUGUUCGUCACUACUUUCUUCGCGUCGUCUACUUUUGCGUUCUGUAUCUACAACAAUAUUGGGGAUGGACCUGAUGGUAGAAAAACUUAUCUAUGGGUUCGACAAGCUCCGUUGAAUGCUGGUCCAAAUUAUUUCAAACGUUUCGCCAAUUAUCACCUGAAUCAAGGCGAAAAGGCUUGCUGUGCAUACACCAACCCGGAUUGUGUCCGAAGCCAAAACAAAGAUGAAGAGAUCCAAUUAGUGGUACGAAAGUGGUAUGGUAAGGCGGAUUAUGAUCCCUUGGUCAUCUCUAUGCCUGGCGGUGGUUGGAUCAACUUUCAAGGAUCUGGAUACCUGAGUAACCAUUUUUUUGAAGUAUUCAAUCCUGAUGGUACACCUUAUCCUCUCAAAUACAGAGUAGACAACCAAGCUGGCUAUCAAUAA